Messenger RNA from Entrophospora candida, 942 nucleotides. The record is from the annotation of a GenBank genome assembly. NCBI's taxonomy places the organism in Eukaryota, Fungi, Glomeromycota, Glomeromycetes, Entrophosporales, Entrophosporaceae.
AUGUAUGUUGUUGAGGUUGUGCCGCUGGACACAAAUGAAGAGAAUCUUAAUAAUUCAAAGGUUGCCAAUUCAUUAAAAAAAUGUUUUUCAGUUCACAUGCUUAAUUAUAACAAAUAUUUAAGUGUAAGCUCUGACAAGUUUGAUUCUAUAAUGCAUGAUGUUUCAAUCCCAUUAGAGAAAAAAAAUGAAGAAAUGGAUAUUAUAAGUAAUGAAUUGAAUCAUAUCAAAUCACUAAAGAAUCUUACAUUUGGAUUAUUGGAAUAUUUUUUUAAACUUCUUGAAGAAUACCAGAAUGGUGGUAUAAUGUCACAAUCUAAUUUUAAAAAAGAAACGCUGGAAUUAAUUUCAACUUUUCACAACUCUGCAUUAAAAAUGAAUGAUACAGAGUUUUUCCAACAUUUAUUAAAUCAGUAUCAUCCAAAUGGAAACAUAAGGAAUGAAAAAUCAAUUAAUCACCAUCAUCAAAAAAAUAAGGAUAAAAAUAAUGAAGAGAAAAAAGACAAUUUAGCUUUGGAUUUGGUUGAUGAUAUGUUAAAAGAAGUCAGUGAUUCUGCUGAUAAUAUUGAAGAAAAAAUGAAUAAUAAUAAAUUUGUUGACAAUCCAAAGGUGCAUGGAUCUCUUGAAACUGUUGUUAGAUUAGAAAAAGAUGAGGAAGAUUUCUUUUUAAAUAAUAAUGAGCAAGAAGGUGAUUCACCUGAUGAUGAUGAAACACAUCACAAGUUGCUUGGGUUAGUCGAUAGUGACAAUAAUGAAUACAUUCUUACUAGACCCCAUGAUUUAACUGUUUUUUAUGAAGAUGCACGAUUUUUACAAGAUAUAGUUGUUACAAUAGUUUUAUCUUUUGUAUUUGGUUCAAUUUCACAUAGUAUUGGAUUACCAGCAUUUUUGGGUUAUAUUAUUGCUGGAUGUUUACUUGGACCUGCAGGAUACAACGUAAUCCAG